AUGGACGGACAGCUCCGCGUGGCUGUCAUUGGCUCCCAGACGCGCCACCCUGGUACGGCCAUGGCAUACACGGUCUACCGCACAGCUGUGAACUACCAGGGUCUUUGCUAUCACCGUCUCAUCCGUUACCGACAAUUUCGGUACUUUGCCAAGCACCUGAAGCUGGACCCGAGGUCUGCACCUAUCUUGGCGAAGCUGCCGCCCAAAAUCUGGUGGAGCCGCAAAGCAUCGUUACGACCCGAGACCGUGGAAGUCAGACAAGUGCUGUUAAGCGAGUUCAUGCGGCAAGUGUGUGCUCGCUCAUUAACGGCUCGAAGCAAGGAGCAGCUAUUGGAGAUACUGCAAGCGGGGAAGUUUGCGCCGAACGAAGAAAAAGACCGUGUCGUUGAUAGUCGAUUGGGCUCUGAGCAGCAGAGUAUCACUGUUAGGGAACACAUGUCCGGCGACCAAGACCACAAUCAUUUCUGCUACGUAGGUGAUGAUGAGACGUCAAUUUGUGGCGAGGAAGAGCGAUUCAAGUCGUAG
Peronospora matthiolae is the source of this 525-nucleotide messenger RNA. NCBI's taxonomy places the organism in Eukaryota, Oomycota, Peronosporomycetes, Peronosporales, Peronosporaceae. The record is from the annotation of a GenBank genome assembly.